UGCAGGAGGUCAGACUACAUGAUCAUAAUAGUCCCUUCUGACUUUAAAGUCUAUGAGUCCAUGAGACCUAAUUGUAGUGCACUGCAGUCUGGCUAUUCUUAGCUAGCAGAUGGCUCCCUUGGAGGCAACUGUAGCUAGAACAUAGUUCUAGCACAGGAAUGAAAGAAGAGAGACUCUGCGCUAAAGAAAGAAGAGAGCUUCUGUGAUUUUUACAAUCUAAACUGGAUUGAAAAUACAACAAAAACAAUAGCACAUCUGCGUGGCGAGAGCAAUAAGGACUGGGAUGGAUUGCUCUUCCUGUGGGAAUGUAUGAAUGUAUUGAUCUGCAUGGAAAACAGAUCAAUAGAAGCUGUUUUGUUUUGCAUAUUUCUUGUAAGUCCCACUUUAUAAAUACUUAACUCUUUAUUAAUUUCAGUUUCUUUCUUUGGGGGUGUGAUGGAGUCUGCUUACAUUGCACUAGCCCAGACAGGGUUAAGCCCAUAUUAUUGACAGUGGAAGUCCCACCUCCCCGGCGGGACUGGGCAUGCUCCAAAUGCUCUAGCAGUAUAAAGGGAAGCCAGUAUAAAGGGCCAGCCACAGCACCUGACUACACCAGGAAUCAGAGCCUCCCCAGGUCUGCUUGAACUCUGGUGACUGGAGGAGCCACAGGAGGUGACAGGCCCAGCUGACCGCAGAGAAUCCGAAAUCUCAUGGGAGACCCCAGUGCAGACCCUGGCAAGAAAUUCUGAAGUGGAAUGGAUGGGGAUACAAUGACUCCAAAUUUAUAUUUAAUAAGAAGGGACAAGCAGAAUUCACAGGAAAAAGGUACAGGUUGAGUGGUAUGGUGUUACCUGUUUUGAAGGAAUGGAUGGAAAAAACCUUAGGAGCAAGUCUGGAGCACAAAAUUACCUCUAGAGCUUUCUUAAAUACUAGUGAUGUACCCCCAUCAACUGUAAAUGAAGAAUUUCUUCAGGAUCUUAGAGCCACUACAAUUUCAUAUUCACGGGAAGCAGAAGAUAGGGUGUUCAGAGCUCAUGGUCACUGCCUACACGAGAUAUUUGUGCUAAGGGAAGGAAUGUUUAAACGAAUUCCUGAUAUAGUUGUAUGGCCAGGUUGCCAUGAUGACGUAGUUAAAAUUGUGGAACUGGCCUGCAAACAUAAUCUUUGCAUAAUACCAUUUGGUGGAGGAACAAGUGUUUCUAGUGCUCUUGAAUGUCCUGCAGAUGAGAGAAGAACUAUUGUUUCAUUGGAUACGUCACAAAUGAAUCGAAUUCUCUGGAUAGAUGAGAAGAACUUAACUGCUCAUAUAGAGGCUGGCAUUAUUGGACAAGAUUUGGAAAGACAGCUUGGUGAGAGUGGUUACUGUACAGGCCAUGAACCAGAUUCUAUGGAAUUUAGCUCCCUUGGAGGAUGGGUGGCCACACGCGCAUCAGGGAUGAAAAAGAACAUCUACGGAAACAUUGAAGAUCUGGUGGUUCAUAUAAAAAUGGUAACCCCAAGAGGAAUAAUAGAAAAAAGCUGUCAAGUACCUCGCAUGUCAACAGGACCUGACAUCCAUCAUUUCAUUAUGGGAUCUGAAGGGACCCUUGGAGUGGUUACAGAAGUUACAAUAAAAAUCCGACCAAUCCCUGAAUACCAGAAGUAUGGCUCUGUAGUAUUUCCUAACUUUGAACGAGGAGUGGCCUGUUUAAGAGAAAUAGCAAAGCAGAGGUGUGCUCCUGCAUCAAUUCGCCUUGUGGACAAUGCACAAUUUCAGUUUGGGCAUGCUCUUAAACCACAGGUUGCUUCAAUUUUUACAUCAUUUUUGGAUGGGCUGAAAAAAUUCUACAUCACAAAGUUUAAAGGAUUUGAUCCCAACGAACUGUGUGUAGCUACAUUACUCUUUGAGGGUGACAGAGAGAAGGUUCUUCAGCAUGAAAAGCAAGUUUAUGAUAUUGCUGCCAAAUUUGGGAAAAAACAACCAGGAAUUGAGUCCCAUUCACAUCUAAGGAAGCAAAAUGGUCUGGCAGCUGGAGAAGAUAAUGGACAGAGAGGUUACAUGCUGACAUUUGUCAUCGCUUAUCUUCGGGACCUGGGCCUGGAUUACUAUGUAAUAGGAGAAUCGUUUGAGACUUCUGUUCCCUGGGAUAGGGUUAUAGACCUCUGCAGGAAUGUAAAGGAAAGAAUAGUGAGAGAAUGCAAAGAAAAAGGUGUCCAGUUUGCUCCGUUUUCCACCUGCAGGGUGACACAGACUUACGACGCAGGUGCAUGUGUCUAUUUCUAUUUUGCCUUUAACUACAGGGGAAUUAGUGACCCUAUACAUGUCUAUGAACAAAUUGAGACAGCUGCUAGAGAGGAAAUCCUUGCCAAUGGAGGAAGUCUGUCACAUCACCAUGGAGUGGGCAAGUUGCGAAAGCAGUGGAUGAAGGAGAGUAUCUCUGACGUUGGCUUGGGGAUGCUUAAGUCUGUCAAAGAAUAUGUGGACCCCAAUAACAUCUUUGGAAACAGGAACCUUUUAUAAAACCCUUACUAUCUGAAAAUUUCAAAAUUACGAUUUUUAGCCUCAUUGUACUGUUAUCCCAGUAAUCAAAUAUAACAUGGACUGAACUUCAAAAGCUAAUAUCUUUCUUAUAUUGGUUUUCCUCCAAUAAAAUGUAAACAUUCACUAUUAACAUUCACAGAUUUACUGACUCUACUCCUAAACCUCUCUUAAAACACAACCUGGCAGAGGCACAUCAAGGUAUAUACCAGCUUGCAAAUGCAGAUAUAGCAUUCCAAGUUUGGUUAGGCAGUACUGCCAACGAUUGUUGUUUCCAUGCUGGAUGAAGCCAGCUGUUCUUUAUUAAAGCAUCCCCUGCAAGAAGAACAAAGACUGACGUUGGUGUUGUCUACAUAAACAGCUGCUCACUCAGCCUCUUGCUAGAGGAAAGUUGCUGGGAAGCACAUGAGAGGUGGAUUACACUAAGGGAAUACUUCUGUGUGCUGAAGGGUUAAGCAAGUAGCAGUAUAAAUGUAGGCUUUCUGUUUAAAAGAUGCAACAUAGUUCUGUAGGAAGUUUGGCUUGUCAGUCUCCCUUUCAGCAUUGAAAAAUUUAAAAUCUUUGAGAAGAAUACUUAACUACAGUGUAGCCUGAGUUGUAUUUGCAUUGCUGGGAUAAUCUUCUUUAAUAUGCUAGUCAGUCAGUCAUAAGUUUUGUACAGAACAGCAGACAUUUCUCAUUGUAUAUUAACAGGUUUGUUACAUAAAAUUAUUGCCUUCAUGAACACUGCA
Chelonia mydas (Green sea turtle) is the source of this 3228-nucleotide messenger RNA. RefSeq names its product alkylglycerone phosphate synthase (gene AGPS). Lineage: Eukaryota; Metazoa; Chordata; Testudines; Cheloniidae. The record is from RefSeq and is a predicted model, not a curated record. Gene Ontology annotation, biological process: lipid biosynthetic process. The transcript is spliced from 21 exons. Bases 821 to 2479 code for a protein of 552 amino acids. Gene Ontology annotation, molecular function: alkylglycerone-phosphate synthase activity; FAD binding.